This is a messenger RNA of Didymella exigua CBS 183.55, 177 nucleotides long. RefSeq lists its product as uncharacterized. Gene Ontology annotation, molecular function: zinc ion binding; nucleic acid binding. The record is from RefSeq and is a predicted model, not a curated record. Lineage: Eukaryota; Fungi; Ascomycota; Dothideomycetes; Pleosporales; Didymellaceae. The transcript has a single exon. The annotation marks the transcript as partial.
ACUCUAACCUUUGCUGAGGGAGUGCGGCUAACUACUCUAAAGGAGUUUGAGGCCCGUAGUGAUGGGAAGAAGGCAAAGAAGAGGUCGCGCGUUGAUGGGAGCACUCAGUCUUUAAGGCGCUGUGGCACAUGUAGCGAGACAGGGCACAACGCGCGAACAUGUAGUAAAGAUGCGCAG